AUGGAGAAACGUCACAAAAGAAGAGUAGCAGCUCGAAACAACCGAAUGUUAAUUAAAAAGAUGCAACAAAUUAAAUCGGAAGAGUUCACGAAGAGUGUCGACGAAUGGAUACAAAGGAUUGCUGAAAAGGAGGCAAUGGCAAAAAAUGAGAUUCAAAUGAAGCACUCCGCUGACCUAACAUUAGCUGAAGUGAAGAAGAAAAUUAUGGAAAUGAAAAAAAAUCUCAAAUUGCUCAACUUGUUAAAGUCGUUAAAAGAUAUUAGAGUAUCGAAAGUGAAAGGUAUGAUGGAGUUGGACAAAUCUAAUACAUUUUAUCAGAGGGUAGAAAAUUUAAAAGUCUUCCUCAACAACCAACUGGUCGUAUAUGGACAUGAACAAAAGACGUUAGAAGUAAUGUUGAAGACUGAGCAAGCCUUGGACUCAAAACGCAACCAGAAGAUAAUAAAUGCAGCCGUCAUUAAUGAAAGUGAUGAAUAUAAAAGAUGUCUCAACAGUUAUUUAUUUGGGGAAACUCAGAGUGAAAAUAAUCUUUUUAGUGGUUAUUACGAGUUACCAAGUAGAGAUGCUUGUUCAUUUUUACACAUCAGACAUCAGUGGGAUCAAUACUUAGAUGCUGCUGAUGGGAGUAAAAUACCUACUUCAUGGGUUACUCCUUGCGAGCCUUCUUCUCUUCAAUGGCAAAGUGCCUUAUUGUAG
Molecule: messenger RNA, 696 nt
Organism: Helobdella robusta
Lineage: Eukaryota; Metazoa; Annelida; Clitellata; Rhynchobdellida; Glossiphoniidae
Exons: 1
Coding region: 1-696 (231 amino acids)
Source: RefSeq, a predicted model, not a curated record